AUGAACGCAGCUCUAUUAUCGCAGAUCCAAGGUGGAAAAGGACUGAAGAAGGCUGUGACGGUCGACAAGUCCGCCCCCGCGGUCACUGGCGCCGUCAUCGGAGAAGGUGGAGCAGGGGGCGGUGGGGGAGGUGGAAGAUCCGGAGGCGGGGUUGCGGGAGGGAUGGCAGCUGCACCGAAAGUACCAGCUCCGAGCUCCGGUGGACCACCUGCGCUCGCUGGGCUGUUCGCCGGCGGUAUGCCAACGCUGAAGAAGACCGGUGCUCCCGGUGCGUCGACCCUGCUACCUACUUCAGCUGCUCCAUCUCGAGCGCCUCCGAAGCCGUCUGCUGCGCCCCCUGCGCCUCCACCUCCACCUGGCCCACCCAGACCUAUGGGUGCUCCGCCAGCCCCUCCAGCUCCUCCGGGGCGUGGACCACCGCCACCACCAGCGCCUCCAGCACCAUCUGCGCCGAGCAGAGGACCUCCCGCCCCUCCGCCUCCACCAGGAAGAAGUGCGCCUCCCGCUCCAGCCCCGCCAGCCGCAAGAGCAUCACCGUCUAGGAUACCUCCUCCGCCAGCGCCUCCUGCUCCACCACGCGCCCCUCCUGCACCACCAGCUCCGCCGGGAAGGUCAGGUCCCCCAGCCCCUCCGCCACCUCCACCUCCACCCGGCCGGUCCGCCCCACCGCCAGCUCCACCAGGUCGGUCUGGACCACCCCCACCGCCUCCUCCACCACCUCCACCAGGACGCGGAGCUCCUCCCGCUCCGCCGGCCCCGCCUGCACCUCCCGCUCGCGGCGCGCCAGUCCCUCCACCUAUGCCUGGACGCAGUGGUCGACCAGAAAGCACCGGACCUCCACCGCGGAGUAUACCUCCACCGCCUCCGCCACCUCCAGGUGGCAAUGCUCCUCGAGCUCCUCCUCCUCCACCUCGGCCUACUGGUCCUCCAGCCUUACCUACGCGUGUCCCGAGCACGAGCGCCCCUCCCGCCGGACGCAGUCUCCCUCCGCCCUUACCAAACGGAGCUGGCCGGAACAUCCCUCCCGCCCUCCCUAGCCGUCCCUCAUCCAACUCGAUCUCAUCCAUCUCGACCCCACCGCCACUGCCAGCUGGCCGAAACCUCCCGCCCCCUGCGCCAGCUAUGCCGCCUCGCUCGGUCCCGCCCAUGCCUGCCAGACCACAGCAGACCCAGUCAUACCAGGACGACUCGGACUCGGACUCUGCCCCCGCGCCCGCACUAGCUCCCCGACUCCCGCCUGCGCCGGCUAGGGCACCACCACCUCCUACCUCGGCUCGACCCACCUCAGCACUGGCUCCGCCAUUAGCGGCUCGUCCGGCUGUGGGCGCUGCGCUACCUCCUCGCCUGUCUAGUCCGGCGCAGUCAGGGUACGGGAUGGAUAUGCCGGAUGUGCCGGAGCCGCCACCUGUGGUGGGGAGCUGGACGUUCCCGAUGAAGGGGAUGUUCCCGCCUCCUAGACCAUUCAAGGGGGGUCAGAAGACGUAUGCGAGCGGAAGAUCUAAAGGAGCAGGUGUUGGUGUCAACUAG
Dioszegia hungarica is the source of this 1527-nucleotide messenger RNA. RefSeq lists its product as uncharacterized. Bases 1 to 1527 code for a protein of 508 amino acids. Gene Ontology annotation, molecular function: actin binding. The transcript has 6 exons. Lineage: Eukaryota; Fungi; Basidiomycota; Tremellomycetes; Tremellales; Bulleribasidiaceae. The record is from RefSeq and is a predicted model, not a curated record.